AUGCCACACACCGUCUCCUCUGAGUCGCCCGCCAUGCCGACCGUUGUCUCAAAAACCCCCUCCGGCGUCGCCCCCACGUCCGAAGAGAUUUCCUCCCUUCUCACCACCAUCCUCACAGCCGAGAGCUCCCAGCAGUCCCUGGAUGCCUCCUACGCCUUGACAAACCUGCUCAUCCAGAGCGUUGGCGUUGCUGGUCUGUUAAAUUACAAUGUUCUUGCCGAGACCCGCAAGGCGGCUACCGAUAAGAAGAACGGAGCCCGCCGUGAGAGUGCCAUGUUGAUCAUCGGCGCUUUGUUCGAGCGCUUCCCCCGGGAGUUCCCCCUUAGUGAGCAAGUCUUCUUGCUGCAGGAUGGAGGUAUUCUCAACCUUGCUCUGGACUCCCUGGCCGACAAGGGUACCGUCGUUCGCGAUGCGGCCCAGUAUGCCAUCGAUGCCCUUUUCGCAGGCCUUAGCCCCGAGGCCAAGGUCAAUGCUUUGAUCCCGGCUCUCGAGUCUUAUCUCAGCAAGGGCUCCGGAAAGUGGCAGGGUUUCGUCGGUGGCUUCAAGCUGCUGGAGAAGAUGGCUACCGGUGCUCAGAUGGGCACUGGCUCUUUGGAAGAAGAGCGCCAGAAGGAUGUGCUGCGCGAUGCCAUGGGCAAGACCUUGAAGGAGUUGAUCCCUGUCGUCGAGUCUGGUAUGCAUGACCUCAAGGCCGAGGUCGCCAAGCAGGCCAACAAGACCAUGACUGCUCUCACCACCUUGCUGUCCAACGACGAUGUUGCUCCCCGCAUUCCCCUCCUUUUGAAGGCCAUCGAGCAGCCCUCCGCCCAGACUCUGCAGAAGGCCAUCCAUGCCCUCUCGCAGACAACCUUCGUCGCCAUUGUCACAUCUCCCGUGCUGGCCCUCCUCACUCCCCUGCUGGAGCGAUCUCUCAACACCCCCACCACCCCUCAAGAGACACUCCGUCAGACCGUUGUCGUCGUGGAGAACUUGACCAAGUUGGUUCACGACCCCGCUGAGGCUCGUACCUUCUUGCCCAAGCUCCAGCCCGGUGUGAAGGGCGUCAAGGACCGCGCUUCCCUUCCUGAGGUCCGUGAGCUCGCUACCCGGGCCCUGGAUGUCAUGGAGACUGCCAUGAGCGAUAAGAACGUCGCCAACGGCUCAAUUGUUAAGGUCACCCCCGAGGAUGUUCUUGCUAUCUUGAACCCCAAGCUCCAGGAGGCCGGCGGCCUGACUGGUGAUGCCAAGUUCAUCGAACAGGCGAAGAUGUUCAUCGCCAGCAUGGUCCGUGAGGAUGUCAACGUUCGCAUGCACGACCGUAUUCCCUCUUGCAUCACACCUUACCUGCGUGGUAUGAUGGCAGACGAGAAGCUCGAGGCUAUCGCCACUGCCAUUCAGGCCCACUACGUGGAAGAGGAUGAGCGCAAGUACGGCAAGCCUAUCCCCGAUGACCCCAACGAGGUCGAGAUCGUCAAUGCCAAUUUCUCGCUCGCCUACGGUGGUAUGCUCCUGCUCUCGCACACCAAUCUGCGCCUCCUGAAGGGUCACCGUUACGGCCUGUGUGGUCGUAACGGUGCUGGAAAGUCCACUCUGAUGCGCAGUAUUGCCAACGAGAAGCUUGAAGGCUUCCCCCCUCAGAGUGAGGUCCGCACUUGCUUCGUUGAGCACAACCAGGGUGAGGAUGCCGAGCUCAGCAUCCUGGAGUACGUUUCCAAGGAUCCCAAGAUUGCCGCUGAGGGCAAGGAGGCCAUCUCCAAAGUCCUUCUCGAGUUCGGUUUUACCGACGGACCGGAAGGCCGCCAAUCCCAGCCUGUCGGCUCUCUGUCCGGUGGUUGGAAGAUGAAGCUGGCGCUUGCCCGUGCCAUGCUCCAGAAGGCCGAUGUCCUGCUGCUUGACGAGCCGACUAACCACCUCGAUGUUGCCAACGUUAAGUGGCUGCAGGAGUACCUGAAGAAGCACACCGAUAUCACCAGUUUGAUCGUCUCUCACGACUCUGGUUUCCUUGAUGAGGUCUGCACUGACAUCUACCACUACGAGUCCAAGAAGCUUGUCUGUUACCCUGGAAACCUUGCUGCCUUCGUUAAAGUCAAGCCCGAGGGCAAGAGCUACUACACUCUGUCCGCCUCUACUGUUCAGUUCAAGUUCCCUCCCCCUGGUAUCCUGUCUGGUAUUAAGUCUGCCACCCGCUCCAUCAUGCGCAUGACCAACGUUUCCUACACAUACCCGGGCGCCCCCAAGCCUUCCCUGCACGAUGCCUCUCUCUCGUUGACCCUCUCCUCCCGUGUAGCCAUCAUCGGAGGAAACGGUGCUGGCAAGUCCACUUUCAUUAAGAUCCUGACUGGUGAGACCAUUCCCCAGGGUGGUAAGGUCGAGAAGCACCCCAACCUGCGUAUCGGAUACAUCAAGCAGCACGCUCUUGAGCACGUUGAGAUGCACUUGGAGAAGACUCCUAGCCAGUACCUCCAGUGGCGUUACGCCAACGGUGAUGAUCGCGAGGUCUUCCUGAAGCAGACCCGUAUCUUGACCGAAGAAGACAAGAAGCAACUGGAGACCCCCGUUGAUCUGGGUGAUGGCAAGGGCCCCCGCCGUGUUGAGGCUAUCAUGGGUCGUCAGAAGUGGAAGAAGACCUUCCAGUACGAAGUGAAAUGGGUUGGCCUGCUCCCCAAGAACAACGUCAUGAUCUCCCGUGAGACCCUGAUUUCGCUUGGAUUCUUCAAGAUGGUCCAGGAAUUCGACGAUCACGAGGCUUCUCGUGAGGGUCUGGGAUUCCGUGUCCUUGACCCCCCCACCAUCUCCAAGCACUUCGAGGACAUCGGUCUCGACCCCGAGAUUGCCAACCACAACGAGAUCUCCGGUCUGUCCGGUGGUCAGAAAGUCAAGGUCGUGCUUGCCGGUGCCAUGUGGAACAACCCCCACUUGUUGGUUCUUGACGAGCCUACUAACUUCUUGGAUCGUGAUUCCCUGGGAGGUCUGGCUGUUGCCAUUCGUGACUUCAAGGGUGGUGUGGUUAUGAUUUCUCACAACGAGGAGUUCGUCGGUGCUCUCUGCCCCGAGCAGCUGCACAUUGCCGACGGCCGUGUUGUCAGCCGUACCAACACUGCUAUCAGCCUCGACCGUUUCGAGGACAGUGCCAACAACUCUCCCUCGGCCCCUGGUACCCCCGCUGCUAUCUCGGCUGCCACCAGCGCCGCUGCCUCGGCCGUUAACUCCGGCGCUGAAGACCAGGGCGACCUCAACUUCCGUGCCAAGAAGAAGAAGAAGAUGACCCGUGCUCAGCUCAAGGAGCGUGAGGCCCGUCGUCGUCUGCGACACAUUGAGUGGCUCAACUCGCCCAAGGGUACCCCCAAGCCUGUGGACAGUGAUGAUGAGUAA
Messenger RNA from Penicillium odoratum, 3351 nucleotides. Its product is annotated as putative mRNA-nucleus export ATPase (Elf1). The coding region runs from base 1 to 3351 and encodes 1116 amino acids. The transcript has 2 exons. Gene Ontology annotation, molecular function: ATP hydrolysis activity; ATP binding. The record is from RefSeq and is a predicted model, not a curated record. Lineage: Eukaryota; Fungi; Ascomycota; Eurotiomycetes; Eurotiales; Aspergillaceae.